Molecule: messenger RNA, 1023 nt
Organism: Echinostoma caproni
Lineage: Eukaryota; Metazoa; Platyhelminthes; Trematoda; Plagiorchiida; Echinostomatidae
Source: the annotation of a GenBank genome assembly
AUGGAUGCGGAAUUAAUCGUACGAUGUAUCAAUGGAAUUCUCGGAGGACUCGGGACAGUCACCAAUUCCUUGGUUUUCGUUCUACUGCUCAAACAUAAAUUGGGCUCUCACCUGACAAACGUUCUGUUCCGAAGUCAGCGCAUUUAUGAUUGUUUUUCCUGUUUCAUCAUGUUCCUGGUUCAACUCAUCGGAAAUAAUUUUUACACCUCGAGCAGUCUCCUCAAUGGGAUUCUAUGUAGCAUUUGGUCUCAGGAAAAUCUAUUCUGGCCUGGACCCAUCUUGGCCGCGAGUAAUCUGGUCUGUCUCUCACUAGAUCGUGUACUGGCCGUCUUCAAACCGGUAUUUUAUCGACAAAAUCAAAAGCGUCUCAUCAUUGCCAGUUUAACGUAUAAUAUUGUCAACAUUCUGAUACUUUUCACACCGCGAAUUCUACAUCGUCGCUUCGUGAACGGCACGUGUUUAUUUUCCAUGGAAGCAGGGAACGACCCUUUUAGUAUUAUAAGUUCAGUUCACUCCUACCUGACUUUGGUUUUUGCCUACCUUUUACCUAGCACCUGUCUGAUAGUUUCGCAUGCCCUGAUUAUAUACAAAAUCAAAAAUCUAUUUUCCAGGCGCACAAAAUCUUCACCGGAAACGUCAUCCUCCGAACGUGAUACCGUUUCAGCUUUACCCCGAUCAGAUGACCAGAGGGCAUUGCGAUUGAGGCGUGCAAUCAUUGAGUUGAUCAUAACUACGGUUGUGGUGAGUUCGCUCUAUUUGAGUUGUUACGCAUUCGACUUGAUCACCUAUGUUCUGGGCACCUCGGGUCAAUUGGACUACAUUGGCAACCAAAUUCGACGACAAGUGGGGUUAGGAUUGAUCGUGCUAUGCGCCUGUAUCAGUCCAUGUGCAGUCGUGUGCACGACCAGACACCUGCGACUUCAUGUGAUCAAUAUUAUUGGUCAUCAGAAGCGAGAAUACUCGACCACACUGCAAUCUGAUACGCAGUCCGAAUCUGGUGCAGCAGCGAAACAGGCGGACUAG